Messenger RNA from Drosophila grimshawi, 1778 nucleotides. RefSeq lists its product as uncharacterized. Gene Ontology annotation, cellular component: nucleus; transcription regulator complex. Lineage: Eukaryota; Metazoa; Arthropoda; Insecta; Diptera; Drosophilidae. The record is from RefSeq and is a predicted model, not a curated record. Gene Ontology annotation, biological process: regulation of transcription by RNA polymerase II.
GAUGAGAAUCACAGAUGCUUACAGCUAGCGCAAUGCAAUCCUAUUCAGAUAAAUAUGUCUUAGUUUGCCGACCUAAUGCGAACAGCCUGCUAUAUGUGAAAUUGAUAAGUUAACUGACCAUCGGCAUUGUUGGGUAAAUGUAUUUAUAUAAAAAUGGAGGAGCCCCCGAUUUCGAUACUUGAGCUAAAAGCCAUAAAGAAUGACGAAACAAAUCCGCUGUAGACUUCAGACAUGGGUAACAUAAAUCCGGCCAUGCUAAGUGCGCACAGCGCCAGCGACGAAGUCGUCUCCAGUGUCAGCAAAACGGACGCCAACAAUUUGGAAACGCAUCUGUCGAAUCAAGAGCUCAUUCGGCUGGUGGGCAAUCACUCCGUGCUGUACGAUAGUCGACAUCGGUGAUUCAACGGUGACGCCUUCAAGGCGCAACUGUGGCAGCAGAUUGCCAGCCAGCCCUCUCUGGAAAUGGCCAAAUGCCUGAGUACUUGGGCAAAGUUUCGCUACAAUUAUCAGCUGCAUGUGCGACGCUUGCGCAAGUAUCGUCGACAACCGCAGUCAACUCGUAUCAAUACACUGCCACGGCCCACCAUGGUGUACGAGGAGGAUCUGAUGUUUCUCGAUGUUUACAGUCAUGUGUCGCACCAUCGGCCACUGCGGAGCGAGCAAACCAGCGUGGCAGAGCUGUCGUCUGUGGAUGAUGAUGUGACCAUCGUGGCGCCACCCAUGGAUAUCAUAGACCUAGAUGAGGACAAUAACGACCAGUACAAGAUUAAUCCAGAUCAGUAGCGUCUCAUUGAGGCAGUGCGCGCCUAUCCCCAGCUGUAUGAUACACACCAUGUGCACUAUGCCAACAAAAGGCAUCGCGGCCUCAUUUGGAGUGCCAUCGCGAAUGAGCUGCAUGAGAAGGCGACUAAGUUAAUAAAGGUCUGGCUGCUGCUGCAGACGUACUUCGAGUGGGAGCUGAUGCAAAUGGACGAUAGCAAUUCUCACUUGAUGAAGGAGCUCAGCUUUCGCGGCGUCGUGAAUCUGAUCAAUGUACUGAAAAUUAUGCCCGAGCUGGACCAGAUCGUGAACGGUUAUGAAGGCAAGGCAUCUAAGUCGCAGCGCUAUCAUGCGCUCUGGCUGCGCGUCUCGACGCGGGUGAAUUGUGGCAUUCAGCGCCACCUGGCUGAUGCUGCGCAACUUUCAUCUGGAGCUGGUCGAGAUGCGUAAGGUUGGCUAUCAGCUGCAGGACAAAUGGUGCUCUCCAAUCGACAUGGUCGACGAGUUCAGAAGCGCACUGCCAUCAAACCUGGUGACAGCCCUCCGCCACCCAAAAAGAUCCUGACAGCCAAAUACAAUCAGCCCUUUGACAUUGACAGGGCGGGUAUCUCCACCACUAGCACCACCACCGCCGCUACCGCUGGCAAUUGUUUAUCCGCCUUCGCAUCGAGCAGCAAAUCUCGUUUCCAAUAUAUCCAUUGCCGGCAACAGUAAUACUCUGACCAUAGCAAGCUCCAUGACCAACAGCAGCAGCAGCAGCAACGCCAUUACUGCCAGCACCACUCAAUUUACCAUGUAAACCCAUUACGCAUUACGGCGGCCUUCAGCCUGGUGCCCAACCCAGCAUCACCAAUAUUAGUCUCAAGGGGUUAUCACUGCAGAUGCUGGCGACGGUGCAGUUGAGCAGUGGGCGACAGGUGCCACUCGGCCCUGGUCUCCAGGUGCUGAUGAAUACCAAAAAGAGCCCAGCAUAUAUUAAAUACAUUAAAUAGGCCUUUAAAUGGCCAUGUCUUCGUAAA